AUGGAUAUGCCUGAAAGUCAGCCACAGAACCAGUUGGAAAUUUUAAGCGAUUCCUUGAAGCGUCAUGAAGAGUGCUGGAAUGUCGAGGAAGAAGAUGAUCUCCAUGAGCUUGCAUCUCGCCUCGAUGGGGCUGAAACUGAGAGAGUGUCACUGGAGCAUCAAGUAUCAGAUCUGCACACUCAGCUAUUCCAAACUAAGUGUGAGAGCUAUGGACUGAAAAAGCAAUGCCUCGUGUCCAAUUCACAAUUAACCGCCAACAGAAGUAUAAAUGAAAGUCUUUUGUUGGAGACAGCAGGACUGAAACAAAGUUUCCAGGCUUUGGAAAAACAAAUUCUGAACCUGCAGAGCGAAAAGACAAUUUUAUCCUCUCAAAUGAAGACUCUGGAAUCUGAACACCAGCAGAUAUUCAAUGAAAAAGAGCUGCUGAUGGAAACGAUGGAAAGUAUGAAAUGUCACAAGUGCAGUGAUUUCUUAUCACCGAAUGAAGCCGAUGGCAGGGUGCCAUCAAAAGACUGUGAGGAGAUCCGCUCCAAGUCAUGUCCGCAGUGUAAGUUUCAUCCAAGGAUACCCGAACGGACGAAGAAGAAGGAGCUGUUUAUUUGUUGGGAGCAAGAGCAAGGUGGUAAGGAAGACCUGAGUGCUGUCGCCGACACCGACAAGGUCACUACAACAAAACUGCAGAAGUCUGACAUAGAAACAGAGCAGCAACAGGAGACAGUCACAAUGCUCAGACUAGAUCCACAAGAAAAUGGAAAAGCACAGAAAGAAUCAAGAUAUUCAGAGGAAGGGUUACAGCUGCCAAAUGGAGAUCUCAUCAAAACUCAGCGCAACAUAAACCUGCAAUUUGAAAAGCUGUUGGAGAAAAUAGAAGGUUUGGUGAAACUAAAUUUGAAACUGGAGAAUGAGAGAGACCAGGUAUUAUGCCAGCUUGGAAUGCAGACAGCUGAAACAAAGGGCCUUGAACUAUCCAGUGAACAGAACAGAAAACAACUUCUACAUCUUCUGAGAAAGAAUAUUGAUCUCAGGCACGAGAACCAAAUAAAGGUCAACCAGCUCACAGCUCUGAUCAUUGAACUUCACCACUUGAGGAGAGCUUAUCAAACAAUCUCGCAAAGCACAGAUUGUCCUCAAGAUAUUUUAUCAGCUGAUUGGAUCAACCGGGUACGUUUAAUUAAGAACUCUAUUCAAAAGAUUAAAACCCAGCAACUGAAUUUAAACCUCCUGAAAAAAGAAAACGAGGAGUUAAUGGAAAAGUUGGAAUGGGAAUCACUGCAAAAUAUGGAUGCAAAACUGUUGGCAUUAAAUGAGAACGUUCAAGCCAAGAUUGAAAAGACAAUACAACCUUGCACUUGAAACCUCAGACACAGAAAGAUUCCCAGGUUGUGAAACAAACGGACAAUAUUGCAAGAAGAUUGGGAACAAAAGCUUCAGAACCUUAUGUGGUCCCAAAAUGGCUCUACCCAUUUGCGGAGGAGAAAAUGGCCAUUGGAGAUGUACUGUAAGCCAUCCAUCAAAUGCAACGUUGGUCUGACCCAUAUCUCACGGAUAAUGCAGGUUCACUAAAUGUUGCCCAAUCAAUAUUGUUUAGUAAAACAAAGGAAACGUGAGUUAGGGUGCUGUCAAUUCCUGUGGGACUUGAGUUGAAUCCAGGCCAGACUGAUGUGACAAAGAUUUCAGAGCUCUGGCAUUAAUGAGGGCCUUGCAAGAACUGCCUUGCAAGAAUUUAGAUCAAGUAGACUAGGCGAAUACAAGUCACAGCUGAAAGCCACGGGCAGUUUACUUACUUAGUCAGAUCAGGUUGUACUAAAUGACAAUGAGAUACAAUGGGACACGAGAAUGAAGUAGGAGCAAGAGUAGGUCUUGACAACAAUGCAGAGGAAGCUUUUCUCUGGGUUGUUUUGAAUUCCAACUAAUCUGUAUGUUUGAUCCAAAAUCUAAACUAAACGUAUCCUUUCCAUCAAUGGUGGUAAAUCCACACCUUGAUUUAAAGUUUCAUAAUGUCAGGUUCCUGCGCCAGUGAUUGAAUGGCCAGUUUGACAUUCUAAACAUUUCAAAAUCUCUAUCCUCUUUUCUGUCAACAUCAGAGAAAUCAGACUAAUUGUUUAAUUAAAAAUGAUAUUUUAGAAUCCGUGCAAAAUACUAAGAUGCUGCCUCACCCG
This is a messenger RNA of Amblyraja radiata (thorny skate), 2159 nucleotides long. RefSeq lists its product as uncharacterized. Bases 1 to 1353 code for a protein of 450 amino acids. The transcript has 12 exons. Lineage: Eukaryota; Metazoa; Chordata; Chondrichthyes; Rajiformes; Rajidae. The record is from RefSeq and is a predicted model, not a curated record.